Achroia grisella is the source of this 1326-nucleotide messenger RNA. RefSeq lists its product as uncharacterized. The transcript has 8 exons. Gene Ontology annotation, biological process: apoptotic DNA fragmentation. Gene Ontology annotation, cellular component: nucleus; mitochondrial inner membrane. Gene Ontology annotation, molecular function: metal ion binding; nucleic acid binding; single-stranded DNA endonuclease activity. The record is from RefSeq and is a predicted model, not a curated record. Lineage: Eukaryota; Metazoa; Arthropoda; Insecta; Lepidoptera; Pyralidae. Bases 127 to 1326 code for a protein of 399 amino acids.
CGUGCAUUUUUUGGCGGGAAAAACAUUUCAGGAAAUGUUUGCAAUCGCUACGCAAAAGUUGGCGAUACCGUUCAUUUGUACAGUACAGUUUUUGGUACUGUUAUAAUUCGUAUUUGUGAACACAAGAUGGAAACGCGAAGUUUGAAGUGUAUAGUAAUAUUUUUAUUUAUCUUCAAUACAAUCUACAAAGUCAAUGGCGGAUGCACGCUAGAUCUGAACAAGGAUUUCGGUCUACCAUCAGCAGUGUACAUCCGUGAUGGGGAGUUCCUUACCCCGGAUGACGCAGGCACCAUAUCGUUGAGGAGAUCUGAGACUAUCCUGGUGGCGUGUCCGGGGAGAGGCCGACGUGUGGUUACCGCAAAUGUUACUACUGGUAUAGAUUCCGUGGAAGCGCAUUGCAUUGUUAAUUCAACAUUCCGUGUUGGGCGAUGGAUUGGACAGUUUACAGACAUUCGUUGCAAUAUGUUCCCCACUGCUACAGUGGAGGAGAUGAAUGGAGGAUGCUAUAAAGAUAAUUCCCUCAUCAGGGUUGGGUACACAGUCAAGAACAAAAUUUUUCCAUUAUAUGAAGCGUGCUUUGAUCGAGCCUUGCUUACAACGUUGUACGUAAAAUAUGAAUUGACGCCGAGGAAUCUUUACCAUCAAUCAGCUCCCAAACAUGGCUCCAGAAAGUUCUACGAUACUCAUUUGUUCAGUAAAGUGAACAUAAAUAAAGCAUAUAAGCAGCAGAACCAGCGGCUCGACGCACUGCUGGGACCAGGGAUGUAUAAGAAGUACGUUAGUGGCGCACAGUAUCUGUCACGUGGUCAUCUCGCAGCGCGAGCUGACUUCAUCAUGCGAGGACAGCAGCAGGCCUCCUACCAUUACGUGAACUGCGCGCCGCAGUGGCAGCGCGGGAACGCGGGCGACUGGACCGCUGUGGAAUCUGCGUUACGUCAACGUAUAAACACUUACGGCUCUCCUGUGACGGUAUACACUGGUACCAUGGGAGUGAUGUCGCUAGCAGACGACAAGGGGCACCCCCAAAACUUAUACCUGGAUGAUGACGAGAAUAAUAAUGGGGUGCUACCUGUACCGUUGUAUUUCUUUAAGUUGGUGUACGAUCCUAGAAAGAAAACUGCAGCGGCUUUCGUAUCAAUAAACUCGUCGUUCUACAACCGGACGGUUGUCGACCGACUUACAUUCUGCGACGAGUCGUGCGAGCGACACGACUGGCUGCGAUGGCGGCCGAGCGACGGCACGCACAGUUUCUGCUGCGAUUACGCUGCGUUAGCUCGCGCAGUGGAACACGUGCCCAAGUUAGACGUUAAGGGGACUUUUAUAUAA